Molecule: messenger RNA, 2919 nt
Organism: Mycosarcoma maydis (corn smut)
Lineage: Eukaryota; Fungi; Basidiomycota; Ustilaginomycetes; Ustilaginales
Exons: 1
Coding region: 1-2919 (972 amino acids)
Biological process (GO): regulation of DNA-templated transcription
Cellular component (GO): nucleus; chromatin; chromosome
Molecular function (GO): protein binding; histone H3K36 methyltransferase activity
Source: RefSeq, a predicted model, not a curated record
AUGGAUUGGGACCACAACGUCACCUUUUCUGCGGUGAGAUCGCUGCAAGCCACUACGGCUGUGGCCCAAGCUACAGAUAACGUCGUCGACUUGGAUCGAAACCGUGUCGAUUCCCGUCCAGGUGUCCUCCCCACAAAGAAUGAAUCUUCCCCACACUCGUCAGCAUCUUUACCGCCACCGUCACCACAUCCUCCUCCACCGCCCGCUUUCACUCCCUCGCCUUCGCCUUCGCCCUCGCCCUCGCCACAAACUGCCACUGCCAGGUCGUCCGUCACUGAUGCAGCUCCAGCACCAAAGCGUUCGCCUCGUUCACCUUUGCACUCAAACGGCAGCUUUCCUCCAGUCUCAGAUCCGAUAUCAUCCAUCGACUCUCGAGAUGCGCUCGACAUCGACCAUGAAUCCACUGCCAUGCUUGCCUCCUCCUCCUCGGCACGCAAGUCAAAACCCAAGCUGCAACCGCAGCUUAUCAACCAUCUUCCCCUUGCACAACAAGCAGCGAUGGCCACUUUCCACGAGAUCACCUUCAAUGACUAUCAUGACAAGAAGCUUGGCAGACCGCCUGGCAAAUUCGACGACUACAUGAUCUGCGACUGCACGCCCAACUCGGGCAACCUUGACAUGGCCUGCACAGACUAUUCCGGCUGCAUCAAUCGCAUGACUCAGAUCGAAUGCUCAGCUUCAAAAUGCCGCUGGGGCAAACAGUGUCGCAACCAGCGCUUCCAUCGAAGACAGUACGUCGAUGUCGACAUUGUUCAGACCGAAAAGAAGGGCUUCGGCCUGCGCGCCUGCCAAGACAUCCCAAAAGAGACCUUCAUCUACGAAUACGUCGGCGAAGUCAUGAACCAGACCACCUUUCUCCAACGCAUGCAGCAGUAUCGCAUCGAAGGCAUUCGUCACUUUUAUUUCAUGAUGUUGCAACCUAACGAAUAUCUCGAUGCAACCAAAAAGGGCGGCAAGGGUCGCUUCAUCAACCACAGCUGCAAUCCCAACUGCGCCGUCUCCAAGUGGCAGGUUGGCAAACACCUUCGCAUGGGCAUCUUUGCCAAACGCAACAUCCAAAAGGGCGAGGAGCUCACCUUCAACUACAAUGUCGACCGGUACGGCAACGACGCGCAAGAGUGCUUCUGCGGUGAGCCCAACUGCGUCGGCACUCUCGGCGGCAAGACACAGACCGACCUCAGCGGCAUGGAUGACCUUUUCCUCGAUGCGCUCGGCAUCUCGGACGAAGUUGAGCAGACAGAAGCAAAAGGUUCUCGUCGAAAGCGCGGAAAGCGGCUCGAUCUCGACUUUAUCCCACAGAUGCGUGCCAUCCAGGAGCACGAAGCAACGCGCGUCAUGACCGCCGCUCGCCAAGCAGGUCCCAAACGCGAGAUUCUCGAAAAGCUUUUGCGCAGGAUGGAAAUGACCACCGACGUCAAUGUACAAAAGUCGCUCGUCAAGCUGCACGGCUUUAUCCUCAUGCAGUUCUUGCUCGAGCAAUGGUGGAAUGAUCGCGACAUUGUGAUUCUCAUCAUCAAUGUUCUUGCUCGGUGGCCCCUCAUAGCACGCAACAAGGUCAUUGAUUGCGGCGUUGAGGAUCAGGUUCGCAUCCUUGCCCAGACCUAUCGUCCACGCUCGCCAGAAGAUCAGAAACCCAGCCUCGACGCUCUACGUCAAGUCAAGCAAGACGACUCGGCUGCUGACCGUAACGACUACACGCAAGUCCAGCCGACAUUGGCACCUGUGCGAAUAGGUGCACCUCCCGCACCAGACGCAGAGGUAUCUGCUCGCGCCGAACACCUGCUCGAGGCGUGGAAGAAGCUCGACAUGACGUACCGCAUCGCACGCAAGGAUGCUCUCAAACCCGACGCUGACGAUCACAAGGAUGCCACCGCCGUCACCACGUGGAUCGACCGCAGAAGAAUGCAGGAUCUCGACGAUCCGCUGGACCUGGAACAUGCACAAGCUCCUAAUGCAGUUUCUUCGGAGCUUGGAAACGCUCUCUCGGGCGAUCAAGAAUUGCGCGAGAUCAAACCGUCGUGGCAACCGCCACCUGCGCCACCCUCGAUGCCAAAUGCACCAGCAAAGCGCAUGGGCGGUGCCGUCCACCAUCGAUCCCCGCCAGGCAGCUUCACGCCCACCCGACUCCAAUCCUCGGGUCAGAGUCCGCUUACACCCGACCAGGUGACGUCUGUCCUGUCUUCGUCGUUGGUCAAGUCGCUUUCCGGCCUGGUCUCAUCGCUCAAGCAGCAAGGUAUUCAGUUGCAGCAGCAGCAGCAGCAGCAGCCACCAGCACAACAGCAGCCAUCAGCACAGCCCGCUGCCCCGUCUGCAAAGUCGAUCGAAGACAUUAUCCGAGAGGCAAACGAACAGGAGGAGCGUGCACGAAAGGAAGCCGAGGCUGCCGCCAAAGCAGCACGCGAGCUCGAGGUCAACGGCGGUCAGACGAGCGGUUCUUCGCGCAAACGCCCUUCUUCGGCAUCUCGUCACUCGGACAAGCGAGCCAAGCACUCGUCCUUGUCGUCAUCGAGCCAGGCGGCAUCGAAGCUGAUUUCGUCCAACGGUUCAGCUGCAGACUCAACCUCGAAAGCUGGUAGCGUGGAAUCGGUAGCUGCCAACGAACGACGACUUCGGAAGCUGGUGGGCGAAUUAGUGGUACGUCAAAUGUCCAAGUACAAGGACGACUUGGAACGCGAGAGCUUCAAACGCCAUGCCAAGGAGUUGACGAAUGCCAUUGUAGGCAAGGAGAUGCGCAACCCUAAAUCAUGGCCUCCUGCCCGCGGCGCUCUGACCGAACUGUCAUUGGACAAACGGGCCAAGAUCAAAGCGUUCGCCAAAGAGUAUAUCGACAAGCUUUUGGCCAGAAAGGGCAAAGGUAAAGGCUCGAGCACACCCUCGAACAAUGAAGGGGCAGGAAGCAGCAACAAUGGCAUUGUCUGA